This is a messenger RNA of Tripterygium wilfordii, 2102 nucleotides long. RefSeq names its product protein EMSY-LIKE 3-like. Gene Ontology annotation, cellular component: nucleus. The record is from RefSeq and is a predicted model, not a curated record. Gene Ontology annotation, biological process: defense response to fungus. The coding region runs from base 312 to 1598 and encodes 428 amino acids. NCBI's taxonomy places the organism in Eukaryota, Viridiplantae, Streptophyta, Magnoliopsida, Celastrales, Celastraceae. The transcript is spliced from 10 exons.
UUUUUUGUUUUUAAUUUUAGCAAAAAAUUAUUAAUUUCCGCUCGUUCACUGUCCAUCUCCCGAGCUUCCCGUGUCCGUUUGGAGCCGAGAAAUUUUUUCAGCGGGAGUACGUCCCACUUGAUUCGGAUUCUGUUUUGAGAGCUGAAGUUAAAACGACCGGGAUUUGUGUCGUUUGUGCUGAUUGUCGAAUCGCAUCAAAUCUCUCUUUCGGGACUGAUUUCUGUGUUGAAUCUCUCGGUUACUAUCGAAUUUUAGGGCUCGUGGUUUUUGUUCCUGUUUUCCAGUGGGAUUUUGUUUAGUGCACGCUGGCUAUGGACUACGAGCCCUACGACAGUAGCGGCACAGAUGAUGAUCUUCCUCCAUCACAUCAGAACAGAAUACCUAGAGGGGGGCGAAUAGUGGGUAAUGGAAGAUCUAUCGUAGGUUCUGCUCCGUACCGUAGGAUGUAUGGUGAAACUGAUAUGGAGACGCAAAUCCACCAACUUGAGCAAGAAGCAUACAGUUCAGUUCUCAGAGCCUUUAAAGCUCAAGCUGAUGCCAUUACUUGGGAGAAGGAAAGUUUGAUAACUGAACUUCGGAAAGAGUUGAGAUUAUCGAAUGAGGAGCACAGAGAGCUUCUGGCCCGAGUAAAUGCCGAUGACACAAUACGAAGGAUAAGGGAGUGGAGACAAUCCGGUGGGCAUCAACCUGGCAUGCUUGGUACUGGUCAAGCAGUUCAUGAUUCAAUGCCUAGUCCGACUGUCUCCGUAUCUCGCAAGAAACAGAAGUUAGCUCAGUCAGUUCAAUCACAAUCGUUUGGUGGACCAUCUCCAGCGUUUCAUGCCCAAGCUGUUGCUGGUUCUCACCAACCAUCUUCAUCAACUGCUAAGCGAGGAUCUACCACUGGUUCGAAAGGAAAGAAGCAAAAACCGGGUAUUCCCGGUGCAUCUUCGAAGUCUAUUGCUUAUCCUCCCUCUGGUCCAAUUGGAAGGGGUCAAGUUAAUCGGGUAUCUGCAGGAGCUGCUCCCGUAGGAACUGGGUUUGACCCAUUGAUUGGCAGGAAAGUGAGAACUCGUUGGCCUGAUGACAAUAGCUUUUAUGAAGCUGUUAUAACCGACUACAAUCCUGUUGAGGGACGGCAUGCUCUGGUCUAUGAUAUGCAUACUCAAAAGGAGACAUGGGAAUGGGUUAAUCUCUCAGAGAUAUCUCCUGGGGAUAUACAAUGGGUGGGUGAGGACCCUGGAAUAUCUCGUCGAGGUUAUGGUGGAUCAGGUCAUGGGAUGAAUAGAGGUACAGGCCGUGAUGGAGUUCCAGGGUCAGGAAGAGGUAGAGGUGUUCCGAAAGGUCAUUCCAGGAAAGAUUUAUUGCCAUCGCAGAAUGGCGUUGGGAAGAAAGCACCGGAUGAUAUACAAAUUCUUCACACAGAUACUCUGAUCAAGGAGGUGGAGAGGGUAUUUGGUGCCAGACCCCCAGAUCCUCUUGAGGUUGAGAAAGCGAAGAACGUGCUGAAGGAGCAUGAGCAAGCACUUAUUGAUGCAAUUUCAAGGCUUACAGAUCUAUCCGAUGGUGAAAGUGAUGAGGGUGGUCCUCAGUACUCGCGUGGGCAUUCCAUGGGUUGAGGAUGACAAAAACAGUUUCUGAUAGUACGCAGCAUAACUUAAUAUACUUUUGGUGCUCAAGUGGGUUUAGAUUGCAACUUUUGGUACGCCCAUGAGGUUAAUGGUGGGAGAUUCUUGAGCCAUCAGUGAGAUCUGAUUUCAAAGUCGCUUUCAUGUCUGCCGCCGCCUUACGUAUCUCCUAUCAUGGGAUGACUAUGGGUUUGGGUUUCUAAAUUAGUUCCUACCGUAGGAAGGAAAUUGUUGUAGUCAUUUGACGACUUUGUUAACGUCCGAAGAUUCGCUAGUGAAAUGCUAAUGCUUUCUAGGGGUUAAAAAGGGGAGAAUGGCUAAUGCUUUUGUAACAUUAUCUAAUCAGUGAUUUGUUUAGUGAUUAAUGUGUUCAUGUAUAAAGGUGGUCGAUGGUACAUCCCUUUCUGUAUGUUAUUUUUUGUCUCUUUGGUUCUUUUUCCUUUUUAACCCCAUGGACGACAAUACAUAAUAUAUACACAACGCACAGACAAAACC